AUGCACUGCUAUAGCUCCCGUGUCGCAUGCUCCAAGCUGACACCACAACCACAGGCCCAGACACUCGAGCAGCGCCGCCGCAACGCCAAGUUCGCGAAGACCCAGGAGAACCGCAUGGGCAAGUCCGAGGACCAGAUCAAGGCCCAGAAGGCCAAGGAGGUGCAAAAGUCGCCCAUCUCCCUCAUCUGGAUUGUCAUCCUCGGCUUCAUUGUCUUCGGCGGCCUGAUAUUCGAGGCCUUCGAGCACUUCUUCGGCAAAUAA
Molecule: messenger RNA, 261 nt
Organism: Clonostachys byssicola
Lineage: Eukaryota; Fungi; Ascomycota; Sordariomycetes; Hypocreales; Bionectriaceae
Source: the annotation of a GenBank genome assembly